Ipomoea nil (Japanese morning glory) is the source of this 1521-nucleotide messenger RNA. RefSeq names its product protein trichome birefringence-like 19. Bases 130 to 1434 code for a protein of 434 amino acids. Gene Ontology annotation, cellular component: Golgi apparatus. The transcript has 2 exons. Lineage: Eukaryota; Viridiplantae; Streptophyta; Magnoliopsida; Solanales; Convolvulaceae. The record is from RefSeq and is a predicted model, not a curated record. Gene Ontology annotation, molecular function: O-acetyltransferase activity.
AAUCAAUGCUCCUAUAUACUCUCCCUCUAUUGUCCCUGCUGUUGUAACGGAGCAAUUUACUGCGCUGAUUUUCCUUACUUUCCCUUGUCACACUAUCCUACUGUAGACUAUUCCCUCAUCUUCUUCUCCAUGGAUAUGGAUUUCCCCUCUGCAAAGAAACCCACAAUUCACAAGACUCCCAAGAUUAUCCUCCCACUCGCCCUCACCAUCAUCUUUCUCACCGUCUUCCCGCUUUACUACACCUUCAACAGAACCCCAAAUGUCGAAGUCGAUCUUUACCCGCCAAACCAGCGGACCAGCGAGGAAAUCGGGGCAGAUCUGAGCAGGAGCCCGCCGAAGGCGGAACCCCGGCGUAUCAGGACGGCGGAGAGCGUCAGCCGCUGCGAUAUCUUCGCCGGAGAAUGGGUUCCCAACCCGGAGGCGCCUUAUUACACCAACGACACGUGUUGGGGGAUUCAAGAGCAUCAGAAUUGCAUGAAGUUCGGGCGGCCCGAUAAUGGGUACUUGAAGUGGCGGUGGAGGCCCGAUGGGUGCGAGCUGCCCGUUUUUGACCCGUUCGACUUCCUGGAACUCGUUCGGGGCAAAGCUUUGGCCUUUGUCGGGGACUCCAUUGCCAGAAAUCAUAUGCAGUCGCUGGUUUGCCUCUUGUCAAGGGUAACAUAUCCUUUGGAUGUUUCAGAAACAAAGGAUGACAAUCGGAAGAGUUUUGUGUACCGAGAUUAUGACUUCAACAUUACGAUGUUUUGGUCGCCCUAUUUGGUCAAGACGGGGGAGACGUUUUCUGAAAUCAACACAAACCCCUUCAACCUGUAUCUGGAUGAGUUCGAUGAAUCUUGGACUACCAAAAUCAAGGAUUUCGACUAUGUAAUAAUCAAUGCUGGCCACUGGUUCUUCAGACCCACCAGUUUUUACCUAGAGGGAAAACUCGUGGGAUGCCUUUACUGCUCAGAUCCCAACAUUACCCAACUGUCGAGUGCUUUCAGCUACCAGAGGGCUUUAAGGACAGCCUUUCGAGCAAUUAACAGCCUGGAAAAUUUCAAGGGCGUCACGUUUUUGAGAUCCUUCGCCCCUCAACACUUCGAGCACGGGCCUUGGGACCAAGGUGGAGAGUGCGUGAGAACAGUGCCAUUCAGGAGGAACGACUCGGCUCUGAGCGAGUUCAAGUUUGAUUCAUACGAUAUUCAGAGAGAAGAAUUCAGGAUUGCCGAAGAAGAAGCAAGGCAAAAGGGGACGAGGCUAAGACUGUUCGAUGUAACACAGGCAAUGUUGUUGAGACCGGAUGGACAUCCUAAUAAGUAUGGGCACUGGCAGAACCCGAAUGUCACGAAUUACAAUGACUGUGUGCACUGGUGUUUGCCAGGGCCAAUUGAUACCUGGGGAGACUUCUUUCUGGAAUUGCUCAAGAGGGAGGUCCAAGAUAGAUCAUCAAGGUGAAUUUUGUACUUCUAUCAUGUACCCUUUUUUGUGUGAAAUUCAAUUUGCUUGCCAUUACGGGUUUAUAAGUUUUACUUUGUUUGAAAA